CCGAACCCGGAAGAGUUUCCUUGACGUCGCUGCCGCUGCUGCUUCUGUUGCUGGUGCCUGAGCUGCUUCUGCUGUUGUUCCCGGCAAGAUGCCGGGCGGGAGGUCUUUCCGGCGGCGGAGAGCGGACUCCGAAGCGGAGGAGGACGAGGAGGAGGCCCGGUUGAAAUUAGAAGAAGCAAAAGAAGUACAGAGUUUGCGGAGGAGGCCAAAUGGAGUGAGUGCUGCCGCUCUGCUUGUUGGAGAGAGGUUACCAGAAGAGACAACUUUGGUGGAUGAUCCCUUUAAGGUAAAGACUGGUGGAAUGGUGGACAUGAAGAAGCUGAAGGAACGAGGCAAGGACAGGAUCAAUGAAGAAGAGGACCUCAACCUUGGGACUUCAUUUUCAGCAGAGACCAACAGAAGGGAUGAAGAUGCUGACAUGAUGAAAUACAUUGAAACUGAGCUGAAGAAGAGGAAGGGGAUUGUGGAAAACGAGGAGCAGAAAGUGAAGCAGAAGAAUGCGGAGGACUGUCUGUAUGAGCUCCCUGAGAGCAUCCGUGUCUCUUCAGCCAAGAAGACAGAAGAGAUGCUGUCCAACCAGAUGUUGAGCGGCAUUCCAGAGGUGGACCUCGGAAUUGAAGCAAAGAUCAAAAACAUAAUCUCCACCGAGGAGGCCAAGGCACGAUUGUUAGCUGAACAGCAGAAUAAAAAGAAAGACAGUGAAACCUCAUUUGUGCCCACAAACAUGGCUGUGAACUAUGUCCAGCACAACAGAUUUUAUCAUGAAGAACUGAAUGCACCAGUGAGGAGGAAUAAGGAGGAACCCAAAGCUCGUCCAUUGAGAGUAGGAGAUACUGAGAAACCAGAACCUGAAAGGUCUCCGCCGAACCGCAAGCGUCCACCAAAUGAGAAAGCGACAGAUGACUAUCACUAUGAAAAAUUCAAGAAAAUGAACAGGCGCUAUUGAAGCUGGCCUGUCUGGAUCAACCUACAAAAUUCACCUAUGUUUUUCAUUUUCUAGUGGCCAGAAAAAGAAAUGUGGAUAUAUUGUGAAAACAGGGAUCUCCUUCCCUUCUUGCAGAUAUUAGUUUUGUCCUAAGCAUCCUCUAUGGAAUUUACUUGUACAGUGAUCACUGACUCCUCAUCUUUCCAUGCUUGUAAUGUGUUGGCUUUUGUAGUAUAAAACUUUCUAUUUUAAACAAA
Molecule: messenger RNA, 1182 nt
Organism: Sceloporus undulatus (fence lizard)
Lineage: Eukaryota; Metazoa; Chordata; Lepidosauria; Squamata; Phrynosomatidae
Gene: C7H9orf78
Product: chromosome 7 C9orf78 homolog
Exons: 9
Coding region: 89-946 (285 amino acids)
Biological process (GO): mRNA splicing, via spliceosome
Cellular component (GO): spliceosomal complex
Source: RefSeq, a predicted model, not a curated record